Molecule: messenger RNA, 1026 nt
Organism: Helicoverpa armigera (cotton bollworm)
Lineage: Eukaryota; Metazoa; Arthropoda; Insecta; Lepidoptera; Noctuidae
Exons: 2
Coding region: 62-817 (251 amino acids)
Source: RefSeq, a predicted model, not a curated record
UAAAACUACGGACGACUCUGUUUCAAUCUUAACAAUCGUUUACCUAUUUUCGAAAUGCAGCAUGGCGUACAGUAUUUUUCUAAUUUUAUUUUUUUUGGGAGCGUGCUUGCUUCAAAUUUCCUUAGAAGCUGCGGUUCCGAAGAAGAAUAAGACAAGACAUAGACGAGUAUACACUUUGACUACAGUUAGAUAUCCGCAAGGUCCGGAAAGACGGUUUGGACCAUAUAACACACCAGGUUACAACACACAUCACUAUGGACCACAUCCCAGACCAGGUUACAGCGGACCACCUUAUUACGGACCAAAUCACAGACCAGGUUACAACGGACCACAUCACUACGGACCACCUUACUACGGACCAAAUCACAGACCAGGUUACAACGGAACACAUCACUACGGACCACCUUACUACGGACCAAAUCACAGACCAGGUUACAACGGACCACCUUACUACGGACCAAAUCACAGACCAGGUUACAACGGACCACCUUACUACGGACCAAAUCACAGACCAGGUUACAACGGACCACAUCACUACGGACCACAUCCCAGACCAGGUUACCAUGGACCAUAUCACAAAGGACCACAUCACUACGGAUCAAAUUCCAGAGACCCUGAGAACUACUACAAAUGGUACGACAGUUACUUUUAUUAUGAUUAUCGUGUUCCACUACAUAAGCCAAAGGGCGAAUUGAGAAAGGAUUUUGGAAUGGGUGCGCAAAUAUUUUUAUCCCAGAUCAUCCCAAUAGUUAAAAAUAUGGUGUUUGGUUUGCAAGAUGAAUCCAAAAACCAGUUUAAAAUAAGAGCGAGACCGUGAACGCCACGUUUGCAGUUUAACUUUGCCAUCAACAAUGUUUAUAGAUCACGAGAACUUACCUAAUCUUAUGGACAUUCAUCCAAAUAAUGACCUCGACAUGUGAAGCUUAACAUUAUACCAGGCUAGAUUUAGGCUGUCUUCCCUUCUGACUUGUUGUCAUACUUUCUGACAUAACUAAAAUACAUAACAUGUAAAUAAACAAAAUUAUA